AUGGCCGCAGAGAGUGGCGACGGUUUGCCAAUAUCCCCGUCCGAGAAAUCGCUCACCGGUAGCCUCGCGUCCGAUGAAAACGAAAAAAGUGUCUCACGUUCGCCGUCAAGUUAUUCCAUACGGGAGGACAAAUGGCCCGAUCUCGUCGUGUCCAGACCCAGAAAAUUGGAUGCUUGGUGGUUGCCGAGACGUGAAUCGAUUGAGACCUCGAUAGAGGAAUCGUCUUCUAUGCGGCAGGAAUCCCUGACUGGUCUUAAAUUGCGGCCGCCGGGUGAUCACGGUGGUGUACAUCACGGCGGGGUCAUGCUGGAAGAAGAUAUGGCUGGUGCCCAGGACACAAUAUAUCUGUGCAAUUUUCGAGUGUCGGUAGAUGGCGAGUGGCUCUGUUUAAAGGAGCUUCAGGAUGUCGAAUUCUCACUCCAGGAUUCGAUGCAACGAUCACCUUCACCACCGCUCGCUCUCAGUGGUAUUAAUCAUCAUCAUGAUCAUCAUCAUCACAAUCAUCACCAUCAGCAACAGUUUCCUGAACAGCAAGAGCUUCGCGAUAUUAUGCCACCAAGUCCACCGCCAUUGCAGCACGUCUCCAGCUUGUCACGAGAUCCAGUCAUCAUCGAGAGGAGUAAUCUCGUUAACAUUUCAAAACUAAUCGUCAAGGAGCUGAUUGAAACAUCUUUGAAAUAUGGUCGUAUGCUUGAUUCUGACCAUAUGCCAUUGCAACAUUUUUUCAUCGUUCUUGAACAUGUGCUUAGGCAUGGUUUACGACCGAAGAAGGGUCUUCUCGGACCCAAAAAGGAGCUAUGGGAUAUUCUUCAGCUUGUAGAGAAAUAUUGUCCUGAAGCACAAGAUAUUACGUCCAGCAUUCGUGAUUUACCUACUGUUAGGACGGCUAUGGGUAGGGCGCGCGCUUGGCUGCGUAUGGCUUUGAUGCAAAAGAAAUUAGCAGAUUAUCUAAAAAUUCUGAUAGAUCACAAAGAUGAUAUUUUGUCCGAAUAUUUUGAACCAGAUGCUCUAAUGAUGAGCGAAGAGGCAAUCGUAGUAAUGGGUUUGUUAGUGGGAUUAAAUGUGAUCGAUUGCAACUUCUGUGUAAAGGAAGAAGAUCUUGAUUGCCAGCAGGGCGUAAUCGACUUUUCACUAUAUCUACGCAAUAGUAAUCAUAUACCUGGCGAAUCGCCAGAUGAUGAACUCGAAAACGACAAUAUGACCACAGUACUUGAUCAAAAGAAUUAUAUCGAAGAACUUAACCGACAUUUAAACGCAACAGUGACGAAUCUUCAAGCUAAAGUAGAAUCUCUAACGACAACAAAUGCUCUUAUGAAAGAAGAUCUUGCUAUUGCUAAAAAUAAUAUUUUAUCGCUUCAAGAAGAGAAUAGACAAUUAAAAAAAGAACUUGGUAUUGAAGUUAAAGAUGCAAACGAGAAUGGAAAAAUACCUCUUAAAAUAACAGAAACGACUGCUGAAAUUGAAGAACUUAGAUGCAGAAUAGAAUCUGAAAAAAAGUCACGGCAAGAUUUAGAGAAAGAACUAGAAUUGCAGAUUAGCAUGAAAUCCGAAAUGGAAGUAGCUAUGAAGUUGUUAGAGAAGGAUAUACACGAGAAACAGGAUACUAUAAUAUCUUUAAGACGUCAGCUGGAGGAUAUCAAAUUAAUUAACUUGGAAAUGUACAAAAAGCUGCAGGAGUGUGAACAUGAACUGACACAGAAGGGCGAGAUGGUCAGCCGUCUUCACGCGAAGACUAAUCAAAUCGGCAAGAUCCUUAACAAUCUCGAGAAGUAUAAUCAUUUGAUGAAGGAUGGCGAAGGCAUACGGAGCCCCACCACUCCGAGUGGCGUAUCGAAAUCUAUUCUUAAUAAGACUAAUCCUACUCCCCCGAGGGGUUGCCCACCUACGAAAAAUACGACCUCCCGAUCGAUGGUCGAUCAUCAACGCUCCCUUGACAAGCAGCAAGCGACAGCCUCUAAUGACAAAUUGAAACAAAGUCGUUCUACCUCCGAGAUUUCCACGAAUAGUUCAACGACCGAGCAAGAGUGCGAAGGCUCACUUAAGCAUAAGACAGAACUGAUUACAAAACUGGAAGCUAAAACGCUGUCGAUGAGUGAGACCAUCCAGAAAAUGGAUGAGAAGUGCAAGGAGAUGGAUGGUGUCAGAUCGGGGGCAGAGGAGAAGGUGAGGAUUCUGGAUGCCGAGGCUGCCGAGCGGCAAGCGCGGACGAAUGGGGUCGAGAGGGAAUUGCAACUUGAGCGCGAGUGGAGAACCUCCUUGCAGGAAACAUCGAUCUGUAACACGGAGAAGAUCUCUCAAUUACAUCAGGAGAUCGAUCAGCUGAAACGGGUGUCCGAGAGAUAUUUGACGCUGCAGGAAGAGUAUUACGCUCUAAAGGAGGUGUGCGGUGAACAGGAACGAACUCUGGAGGAACUUGGGGGACAAUUGAGCGCUGCUAAAUUAGCGGCCGCCGAAUUGCGCGAGGCCGCUGACAACGCUCAGCAGCAGCAGCAGUCGACACUGCAAGAGGGUGCGGUAACCUGGGCAAAUGAUCGGAUGGUCACCCAAUGCAAGGGGUGCAGUCGUGAGUUCAACAUGACUCGUCGCAAGCACCAUUGUCGCAAUUGCGGGAAUAUUUUCUGUAAUGCCUGCAGUGACAAUACUACAGUCUUGCCGAACUCAGCGAAACCAGUACGCGUUUGUGACGAAUGUUAUGUGUUUCUGGUUAGCCGUUACUCGGUGGUGCGUUAAUAUUUCGCAUGCUAUUGUUCCUUUUCAUAAACGAAUUGCAUAACAGAGAUUUUAGUUCGAUGCACAGCCUCAAAAAAGGCAGAAACGAAAAUUCGAGAAAGUAGAAUAAAGAAAGAAUGGAAAGGUAACGAAAUCUGUCAGCAAAUGUAAUCCACACAUUUGUAUAUGUUUCUUUCUUACUGUACGUAAUGCAUAACAAUGUAUUAUCAAUUGGCCGUACGCGACGACAAACAAAUCAGUCUGCCGUAAGCAAUAUUUUAUUUCAUGUUGAAUUUUUUUCUAUGGAAAGUAAUCUCACAAUUCUUUCUAAAGUAAUACGA
Messenger RNA from Cyphomyrmex costatus, 3050 nucleotides. Its product is annotated as RUN and FYVE domain-containing protein 2. The record is from RefSeq and is a predicted model, not a curated record. The transcript is spliced from 14 exons. The coding region runs from base 1 to 2730 and encodes 909 amino acids. Gene Ontology annotation, molecular function: metal ion binding. Gene Ontology annotation, cellular component: cytoplasm. Lineage: Eukaryota; Metazoa; Arthropoda; Insecta; Hymenoptera; Formicidae.